Vigna unguiculata (cowpea) is the source of this 1172-nucleotide messenger RNA. Its product is annotated as zinc-finger homeodomain protein 2-like. Lineage: Eukaryota; Viridiplantae; Streptophyta; Magnoliopsida; Fabales; Fabaceae. Gene Ontology annotation, cellular component: nucleus. The record is from RefSeq and is a predicted model, not a curated record. Gene Ontology annotation, biological process: regulation of developmental process; regulation of DNA-templated transcription. Gene Ontology annotation, molecular function: transcription cis-regulatory region binding; DNA-binding transcription factor activity.
AGAGAGAGAGAUUUUUGUAUAUUAUGCUCUAAUUGUCGUGUCCUCCGAAAACAGAGAACCGCAAAAGUAUAUGAAGGAAUACACCUUUGGACAAAGAAAGCACGACGAGAGCAGAGAACAAAGAGAGAGAAACACUGCGAGAAGAGUACUGAGAGACCCCCUUUUAAAUUUUCCCAUCACUUGUCAUUCAUAGUAGUCACAAGUUUAAGAUUUUCGCCAAUUUCGCCAAAUGGAAUUCGAAGAUCAAGAGGACCAAGAGGAGGAGCAGUGUAUGGGUGCCGCAGCUUACGACCCCGCACGGAUGAAGGUUCCGGUCGGUCCGGAGGCAGUCAUGGCGGCGCAGCCGGUGAGAAGCAGCACCAACGGAGGCGCAGGGAGGGCGCGCUACAGGGAGUGUCUGAAGAACCACGCCGUCGGCAUCGGCGGCCACGCGCUCGACGGCUGCGGCGAGUUCCUGGCGGCAGGGACGGAGGGUUCCCUCGACGCGCUGAAAUGUGCAGCCUGCAGCUGCCACCGCAACUUUCACCGCAAGGAGAGCGAUGGGGCCGGGGCCUCCGUCGGCGGUGGCGACCCCUACUUGGUUUCGCACCACCACCUGCACCAUCCUCCGCCGCCUCAGUUCGCGGCCUACUACAGGACCCCGACUGGGUACCUUCAGGUGGGGGGGCAGGCGCGCGUGGCUGGGACGCUGGCGCUGCCGUCGACGUCCGGCGGCGGUGGGACGCAGAGCACUCGGGAGGACCAGGAGGACGUUUCGAACCCGAGUGCAGGAGGAACGGGGUCCAAGAAACGGUUCAGAACAAAGUUCACGCAGGAGCAAAAGGACAAAAUGCUUGAACUUGCUGAAAAAUUAGGGUGGAGGAUUCAGAAACACGACGAGGGUGUGGUCCAAGCCUUCUGCAACGAAACUGGGGUGAAGCGUCACGUUCUCAAGGUUUGGAUGCAUAACAACAAGCACACUCUCGGUAAGAAGCCCUAGUAAAGUGCGCAAAUUCCGAUGCUCAAACUUCUUCAACCCUUAAGCUUACCCACCCACCCAAAUUGUUAGGGUUUCUUUCUCUUCUUAUUGUGUUAGCGUUUGAGGAUGUAGGUAAGGUUAAUUAGAUCAAGUUAUUAUUGCUGCUGGAUAAUUUAAUUUUCUGUUCAGUUCAAAAAAUCAGUCUUUUUUAUGA